AUGCAAGAUUACUCGGCAGUAGAGGCCGACAACAACCUGUGCUGCUUUGAUGGCGGCCGACGCAGACGAACGAGCGUUCCCAUGUGCUUCUACUUCGUGCCAUUCUGCCUGCCGGUCUACAUCUCUCCCGUCUUUCUAAACUAUGUCUCGUGGGGCCUUCGAUCUGCCAUCGCCGCCACGGUGUUGUCGGCGGCGUUGUUCAUUGCUCCCAUCACGGCUGUCUUUGCGUCAGCACCCACACUGGGACGAACGCUCAACUUAUCCUGGGCUAUCAUGGCUUUGGCGUUGCUGGCGGUGCUGGGCCAGACCGAGACCUGGUGGUUGGCCAUUGGUCUCUUCUGCAUGUGCUGGCUGUGCAGCUACCCUAUCUACCAUCCCAUUGCGGUGGUGGUGCUCUUCUACAUCCAAAUACCGGGCCUGGAUUGGGUUCUCUUUCCGUUCUACGCCGUGGCGGCUAUGGGCAUCGGCUGUGGCUGUGGGGUUGUCAUGCAGAUCCUGCCCUGGCCAACGCGUGGCAGCAAGGAGCUUCUGGAGGCUCUCGGGCUCAGCUUGAACGCCGCUUCCAGAGGAGUACAAUGCGCCAUUGGUCACUUCACCGCCAACGAAAAGCACGAUGUUGAGCGUCUGUAUCUCAGUGAGAAGGCGCAGCUGAUGACCCAGAAGAUUGUGGAGAACAUUGCCAUCGCCAAAGCACGAUAUGAAGAUGCGCAGUGGGAGCAUGGCCUCAUGUCCAACCCCGGGUUCGUCAAGUACAUUCAGACGCUCGAGGCCAUGACUGAAGCCAUGGAAGGCAUGUACCGAUGCUCAAUGGCGGCAGAGCCAGGGUACUACCACGACAACUUCGUGGCGCAUCUGCGAGCCUCGUUCGGUCGUCUCAGCGAAGCCAUGGCACUCACCCUCGACACGUUCUCCCACAAGAUCAUGAACAAACAGAUUGGCUUGAGCUCAAUCCGCCGCCAGUAUCGCCACAAGAAAAUGAUGAGGAAGGAGAAGGAAAGGAAAAAGGCCACGAAUAGUAGAGACAGACCCAAGCAGGAGGAGGUCAACAACGACGACGGCGACGGCGACGGUGAUAAGGAGUCGAUAGACGACAAGGACCUCGACAUCGUUGCCCGGAUGGACGACAUUCUCAAGACCUACGAGCGUACUCGGCGGCAGUGGUUCUGGCACAACUCCUCUGAGAGCACCAAGAACUUGACCAACUUCAACAUGAAGGAGGUGUUACCACUGGCAGCGUUCAUUUUCUACCUCAAGACGUUCAUUGGGCUGAUGAAGAGCCUUGAAGAGGUCAAGCCACACUGGGUUGUUGACUUCAAUUUCGUCCUCACAGUCUUCCCGCUCGACAUCUUACGCGAUAUCGUGCUGUGGCUUGCCGGCCUGCCGAAGCGGCUUAGCAAGUACGCUCAGGAUUCGCGCCAAGGCGGACGCUUUGCUUUCCUCUCCAUUCCGGCCAAAUGCUCCAUCGCUUGGCUUCGCUCAGACAAAGUCAUUUGGGCCACGCAGAUGUCAGUUGCAAUCAGCGUGGCAUCCAUCCUGGUCUUCUCGUCAGCCAUACGCGAGUGGUUUCCGUACGGCUACUGGGCGGUGCUCACCGUGUGCCUGGUGAUGGACCGUAAGCAGGGGUUUUCGUUCCGUCAGACCGGCCUGAGGAUAUUGGGCACGGUGCUGGGAGCGACAGCAGGCUAUCUUGGAGUGCACAUCUCAGCGGAGAACGGGUUGGGCAUUCUGGCCUUCUUCUUCGUGUGGAUCAACAUCUGCAGCUACGCGCGGGGAUCGGUCAAAUCGCUCGACUACCCGGGUGCAGUGGCUGCCUACACCAUGGGCCUGGUCAUGAUCGUCGCCAAGCAGCCGCAGACGACCUCGGCCGAGCUACUUGCCCUGGGCCGCAUUGAGUCCAAUUUCCUGGGCUGCCUCGUUAUUGUCGGGAUAUGCCUGGUGUGGCCUGUGCGGAGCAGCAACCACCUGCGCUACUCGCUGCUACCGGGGUCCUUGACUAAGAUUCGCGAGCUCAGCAGCCUCAUCUUCGACUCGUUCAUAACUCCGCCGGCGUCAUCGCUCUGCAACUCAAGCAGUCUGUCGUCCUCUUCAUCAGGGCCGCACCGGCGCAGCGGUGCGGGAGCCUCCACUUGCGCACAACCGUCAGACGAGCUAUCCGACCUCGCGGGCGUGACCGGUACCACACUCGACGAAGAGGAGCAAGGCGACGAGGCCGGCGUGCUCAGCGAGCACCACCACGUACCGCCGCACCCCAUGGAGACUACCACCGACGCAGCAGCCAAGGCCAAGCCUGGGGCGACCAGUCCUGCCGUGGCCAUCAUCAAAGGGGGUAUCCUUGUGGCACAGGCCCUCCACAUAGAGUCGGGCGCCCACGAGCCGCAGCUGUGGAGUGUGUGCCUUGCAUCGCAGAAGAAGCUGCUCAAGCAGCUCAUCAUUUUAGACAAGGUCAUCACAAGUGCCAAGCUUGAGGGGCGCGGAAUCUACAACCUUCUGUUUCCGGCCCUCCUUUCGUCAUUGUGCUCGAUCAAGGUGGAGGUGCUGGGCUGCAUGGAAGAGCUCCUGAAGCAACUCAUCCCUCCCAAGAAACCUCAAAGCGCAAUGGACCAGCUGGAGGCGAUGGAGGGUGGACAGUCAUGUGAGCGGCAGCUGCUGGCAAUACUGCGACAAACCAUCAAGCAGUUCUUGAAGUCACCGCCACUGCACGCUGACCACCUUCCAAUCAGCAACAUGGACGCGCUCAGCCUUUUCACAUUCCUCUUCACUGUCCGGGACUUCGUGGCGGAGGUGAGUGUGCUGUGGCGGGGUCUGCAACGGCUCUUACAAGUAGAGGCGCUCUACUCCAAGCAAAUUGAAACCUUUACCUGGUGCCCCACUCUGGGGCACCACCUUGCUCGCAUCUGA
Acanthamoeba castellanii str. Neff is the source of this 2898-nucleotide messenger RNA. RefSeq lists its product as uncharacterized. The transcript has 20 exons. The record is from RefSeq and is a predicted model, not a curated record. The coding region runs from base 1 to 2898 and encodes 965 amino acids. Gene Ontology annotation, cellular component: plasma membrane. Gene Ontology annotation, molecular function: transmembrane transporter activity. Gene Ontology annotation, biological process: transmembrane transport. NCBI's taxonomy places the organism in Eukaryota, Discosea, Longamoebia, Acanthamoebidae.